CUUUCAUUGCAGAUGGCGUGUAAUGAUUGCUUUAGUUUGAAGUACCCAGGCAACCCACAGCUGGGGGACUUGAUUGAAGUGUUCCGUCCUGGCUAUCAGCACUGGGCACUUUACUUGGGAGAUGGCUAUGUUAUCAACAUAGCUCCUGUAGAGGAUGGGAUCCCUGCGUCAUUUACAAGUGCUAAGUCUGUAUUCAGCAGAAAGGCUGUGGUGAAGAUGCAGCUCUUGAAGGAUGUUGUGGGAAAUGACACAUACAGAAUAAACAAUAAAUACGAUGAAACAUACCCUCCUCUUCCUGUGGAAACAGUCAUGCAGCGGUCAGAGGUGGCUAUUGGACAGGAAGUAGCAUAUGACGUGCUUGACAACAACUGUGAGCAUUUUGUGACUCUGCUUCGCUAUGGAGAAGGAAUCUCAGAGCAGGUGAGUUUAGUUGGGGAGCAGUGUGAAGGUACUCACAUUGGUAGCAUAAGUCCUAUUGAUUAUGAUAAGAUUCCCAGGUCUCAAAUCAAAUGCAAGAAAUAA
Molecule: messenger RNA, 522 nt
Organism: Elephantulus edwardii (Cape elephant shrew)
Lineage: Eukaryota; Metazoa; Chordata; Mammalia; Macroscelidea; Macroscelididae
Gene: PLAAT1
Product: HRAS-like suppressor
Exons: 2
Coding region: 13-522 (169 amino acids)
Biological process (GO): N-acylphosphatidylethanolamine metabolic process
Cellular component (GO): cytoplasm
Molecular function (GO): glycerophospholipid phospholipase A1 activity; A2-type glycerophospholipase activity
Source: RefSeq, a predicted model, not a curated record